CCAGGAAGUAGUUUUGGACCGUCAAGCUAACUAGCUGCGGUUAGCACAGUCGAGUGAAAGUUUGUCUCAGUUAGAAUAAUGAGUCCAGUUACCGUCCAUGUGUAUUAAACACGUGUCAGGUAACGUCGUGGUUUGCAGGCAGUUCUGUUGCUGGUAGGAGAGUAGUAAAAACUGUGUGCCAUGGAGAUUAUUUUCUUACCACGCUUUGAUAGACCAUGAUACGCUCGUCAAGUUAUGCAGGGGUUAUGGAAAGUCUAAUGAAUUCUGCUGAAGAGCAGCAACCCUCCUCUCCCCUGGCCAACUCAUGGUCCAAACCACAGGAAUCAAGCAAGAAUCAAAUGCCAAAAUGUAUUGGUGGAUUUGUUUUAGUGCAUGCAGGAGCAGGAUACCAUUCUGAAUCCAAGGCCAAGGAGUACAAGCAUGUGUGCAAAAGAGCCUGCCAGCGAGCUGUGGACCGACUCAAAGCCGGGGCUCUUGCAGUGGAAGCAGUGGCCGCAGCACUGGUUGAACUUGAGGACUCUCCUUUUACAAACGCGGGCAUGGGCUCCAACCUUAAUUUGUCAGGAGAAAUUGAAUGUGAUGCAAGUAUCAUGGAUGGGAAGUCUCUGCAUUAUGGCGCCGUUGGGGCUAUUAGUGGUAUUAAGAACCCAGUCUUGGUUGCAAACCGCCUACUGAGUGAAGCACAGAAAGGGAAGCUAUCAGCUGGCAGAAUACCACCCUGCUUUUUAGUGGGGCGAGGAGCACAUGAUUGGGCAGUCAGUCAUGGAAUAUCACCAUGCCCUUCAGAGAAAAUGGCCACCAAGUUCAGUUUAUCUGCGUACAAGAGGAACAAGCGAAAGAUGGAGCUGGCAGAAAAAAUGGACACAGGACCUAAUCAGGCAAAGAAAAGACGACAGUCAAGUGAAAAUGAAAAUGUGUCGGGGUGCCUCGACACAGUGGGAGCCAUUGUGGUAGACCUGGAAGGGAAUGUAGCUGCAGCGGUGUCCAGUGGAGGCCUGGCAAUGAAGCAUCCCGGCAGGGUCGGCCAGGCUGCUCAUUAUGGAUGUGGCUGCUGGGCUGAAAAUGCCUUUAAUAUGAACCCUUACUCUACAGCAGUGAGUACUUCAGGCUGUGGAGAGCAUCUGAUUCGCACCAUGCUGGCACGGGAAUGCUCCGCUGCCAUGCAGUCUGAAGAUGCCCACCAAGCACUUCUGCAGACUAUGCAAAACAAGUUCAUCAGCUCACCCUUUCUGGCCAGUGAAGAUCGUGUUUUGGGUGGAGUAAUUGUCUUGCGCUGCUGCAGAUGUGCGGAACCUCCGCCGUCUCCAAAGAUUCAGGGUAUACUGGUGGAGUUCCUAUGGAGUCACACCACAGAGAGCAUGUGUGUUGGCUACAUGUCUGCCCAAGAUAGCAAAGCAAAGACACACAUAUCCAGAUUGCCACCAGGGACCGUUCCCGGACAGUGCUUGGCCAUCGAAGGCGGUGUGUGUCGAUUGAUGAGCGUGGCAGAGUGAGUCUCAUUGGACCUCCUUCUGGGCUUCUUCAGCAAUACUCCAACGCAAACCCUUCCACCCCCACGUGCGCACACACACACACACUCCCCUCACCUUUGUGAUACCAGAAGUAAUACGCUUAGCUGUUUUAACAGGUGCCCAGGAAGGAGGGAGGGGUGUUAGCUUCUACUUAGUGCACUUAAAGGACUUCCCUUUGCCACUGUCUGCCUCCAGCAUGUACUCUAUACAGCUUACCCCCAAGUUCUCAAGUGUCACCUGGGUUAGACUUGAUGCACCAUUGCCUUGAUGCAUUUUUUCUUUCUUACUCUCUUUCCUUUUGUAUAUAAGCUAUGAUUUAGGAAAACAGGGUGGUUGUUCAUGUUGUUUUGUAACGCUGAACAGAUGUGACUAUUUUCAAGCAUUAGGAAUUUAAAAUGUAAGCCCUUAUUUUGUUCUUAAAAUACUUUUCAAGUAUAAAAAGAUGUCCGAUUGCACCUUGUGGAAUGUCUGCUACUCAAGAUGGAAGCAAUUUACUCGCACACACAUAUUGUUAUUAAUCCUCCAGCCUAGUGUAUAAUGUAGCAUAAUGUCUUGGAUCAUGAUGAAUUGUAUAACCAUUUCAGCCAUAAUGCUUUGCUUUGAUUGUUUUAUUAUUGCAUGAGCAAAAUCUACAGUAAGUCACUCUGCGUUCUCUUACAGGCAUAAAGUUGUUCAAGAAGCAGGAAGCUAUGCACUUUCAGAGUGAUGCUGAUACAUAAACAUAUAUAAAUAUAUAUGUAUAAUAAAUAUAUAUAUAUUUAUUAUAUAUAUAUGUAUUAUAUAUAUAUAUAAAUAUAUAUAUGUGUGUGUGUGUGU
Molecule: messenger RNA, 2327 nt
Organism: Cottoperca gobio
Lineage: Eukaryota; Metazoa; Chordata; Actinopteri; Perciformes; Bovichtidae
Gene: tasp1
Product: taspase, threonine aspartase, 1
Exons: 14
Coding region: 216-1493 (425 amino acids)
Biological process (GO): protein maturation
Cellular component (GO): cytoplasm
Molecular function (GO): threonine-type endopeptidase activity
Source: RefSeq, a predicted model, not a curated record